Messenger RNA from Drosophila ananassae, 1047 nucleotides. RefSeq names its product negative elongation factor E (gene Nelf-E). Gene Ontology annotation, biological process: negative regulation of transcription elongation by RNA polymerase II. Gene Ontology annotation, cellular component: NELF complex. The coding region runs from base 110 to 955 and encodes 281 amino acids. Gene Ontology annotation, molecular function: RNA binding. The record is from RefSeq and is a predicted model, not a curated record. NCBI's taxonomy places the organism in Eukaryota, Metazoa, Arthropoda, Insecta, Diptera, Drosophilidae. The transcript is spliced from 4 exons.
AGAUGGUAUUUUGCAUUUUAACAUAUGCAGCUACACUAUUAGGCAAAUCGGCAAAAAAUAAACAAAAUAUUGUAAAAUUUCUUUAACUAUUGAAGUAAAUCCCUUUAAAAUGGUUUACAUACACUUUCCCAACAAUCUUACCGAAGAGGAGCAGAUGCUACAGGCGAAGUACCAAAAGCUCAAGAAAAAGAAAAAGGCACUGCAGGCUCACAAGGCUCCCAAACCGGAACCGGAGAGCUCUCUGACUUUGAAGCGUCCUGCUGAUGCUCGAGAUGCACGUGAAGUGGCCAGGAAGCUUAUUAAGAGCGGUGCCAUUCCCGCCAUUCAAAAGCAGCAGACCAAGCAGGACCAGACGUCAUUCAAGCGCCCCAAAGGACAGGAGCGGGCUAAGCGUUCCACUUCGGAGACCACCGUGGCCUCCUAUCAGCCCUUCUCGUCCACCCAGAACGAUGUCGCACAGGAAACCAUAAUAAGUGAGAUCAUUAAGGAGGAGCCGCGCCGGCAGAAUCUCUACCAGCACUUUGCCACCGAGCGAGAUCGCGAAGAGCGUGGCUUAGUUGAAAAAUCUCCGAUGGACUCGGCCCAGCCCGAAAAGCCGCGUGCCGGCAAUACUAUAUUCGUGUCUGGCAACAAGGUAACCGAGGAUUUCUUGAAGAAAACCUUCAACGACUAUGGAACCAUUGUAAAUGUUUCCAUGGAGAUUGAAAAGAGUCGUGGCUUUGUUUCGUUUGCCAAACCGGAAUCAGCAGACCGGGCCAUUGCCGAAAUGCAUGGCAAAAAUGUGAAUGGAAUCAACUUGCAAGUACAGCUGGCUAGACGUCAGCCCCAAAUCGAAGCCAUAAACGAUGCUUCUUCCUCUGCAGUUUGGUCAUCCAUUGCCGCCAGCAAAUCCCAAAAGGGCAGUCACAAGGACCACCGCGAGAUGGUUCACUACAACGAGGACUUUUUGCUAUAAAGGACUUUCCAUACGCAGUAGAUCGUACAUUAAUUUUAAGUUAUGUUUUCCCAUCUUCCCCGAUUAAAACACGUUUACCCUUUAUUAUUUUA